Messenger RNA from Andrographis paniculata, 2041 nucleotides. Its product is annotated as E3 ubiquitin-protein ligase XBAT33-like. Gene Ontology annotation, biological process: protein targeting to chloroplast. The transcript is spliced from 11 exons. Bases 235 to 1758 code for a protein of 507 amino acids. The record is from RefSeq and is a predicted model, not a curated record. Gene Ontology annotation, cellular component: chloroplast outer membrane. Gene Ontology annotation, molecular function: chloroplast targeting sequence receptor activity; protein binding. NCBI's taxonomy places the organism in Eukaryota, Viridiplantae, Streptophyta, Magnoliopsida, Lamiales, Acanthaceae.
CAAACACCGAGCUCGUUGAGCUUCCAUGCAAUAGAAGAAGCCUCGGGGUUCUCGCCUGCAUGAUGAUUGGUUGAGGUGCUACAGGCUCGAGUGUUUUCUUCGACAGAACGGCUGCUGUGAUGCACAGGGAGAGACAGAGAGACAAGAAUCAUCCAUCAGCUCCAUAAACCCAUAACGUAAAUUGCACAGAGAUUUGGAGUUGGAGUUCGUAGGGGAGAAAAUUCACGGCAACGAAUGGGGAAUUCAUUUGGGUGCUCUGCCUCAGGGGAGCGAUUGGUAUCAGCUGCAAGAGAUGGCGAUUUCGUCGAGGCAAAGAUGCUGUUGGAUUGCAAUCCAUGCCUUGCAAAGUACUCCACAUUCGGUGGAUUGAAUUCUCCUCUUCAUUUUGCAGCUGCCAAGGGCCACGACGAGAUUGUGGCAUUGUUGCUGGAGAAUGGAGCUGAUGUGAACUCGAGAAAUUAUUGUGGUCAGACAGCAUUGAUGCAUGCCAGUCGGUACGGCCACUGGGAAGUUGUUCAAACCCUUCUUCUUUUUAGAUGCAAUGUUACACGAGCAGAUUAUCUGAGUGGGAGGACUGCCCUCCAUUUUGCCGCCAUCAAUGGACACGUGAGAUGCAUGAGAUUAGUGGUUGCUGAUUUUGUUCCAAGCGUACCAUACGAAACUCAGAACAAUCAAGCUAUAAAUGACUGCAGCGAUGGUUCUAAUGCUAAAUCCAAUGCUCUCUCCAAGUUUGUGAAUAAAGCUGCUGACGGUGGUGUCACCGCCCUUCAUAUGGCUGCCUUGAACGGAUACUUUGACUGUGUGCAUCUCCUACUCGACCUUCAGGCAAAUGUUUCAGCCGUCACAUUCCAUUAUGGAACAUCGAUGGAUUUGAUUGGGGCUGGAAGUACUCCUUUGCAUUAUGCUGCUUGCGGAGGAAAUUUGAAAUGCUGCCAGAUCCUUCUUGCAAGAGGCGCGAAUCGGUUAUCAUUAAAUUGCAACGGAUGGCUUCCUCUCGACGUAGCCAGAAUGUGGGGGCGGCAUUGGCUCGAGCCCCUGUUGGAAUCUCAUUCUGAUCUGCCGAUCCCGACUUUUCCACCUUCAAACUAUUUAUCGUUGCCCCUCAUGAGCAUUCUCAACACUGCCAGAGACUGCGGGCUUCAGUUCUCGGCUAGUGCCUCCGAUGAUGCCGAUAUUUGCGCUGUUUGCUUGGAAAGACCAUGUACAGUCGCCGCUGAAGGGUGCGAACACAAGCUCUGUGUUCGAUGUGCUCUGUACCUUUGCUCGACCAGCAACGUUCCUUCGAGCUCAGCAGCACUGCCGGGCUCCAUCCCGUGCCCGUUUUGUCGCCACGGCAUCGUGUCCUUCUCCAAAUUGCCGGGUUCUACGGCAAGGGAGAUCAAAUUACCAUUAUCAUCGUCGCUUGGACUAUGCACGCCGUGCGUUCUUCACCACAGAGAGCAGGACACAUCUGAAACCGAUUGUUCGAAGAAAAAAUGUGUCGACUCUGUUUCUUCGGAUAUCUUCUGCCCCGUCUCUUGUAGCCCGUUUCCUUCCGUUACGAUCCCGCUCUGCACGUGCAGUGAAGGGCCAUGCCUGAAUUUCAAUUCCGGAGAAAGUGAUCCAGAGGAGUCGUCGCCCCACCGAGCACAGUCGAUGUCGGGCGAGCAGGAGAAGAGUGAAGGAAUGAGACUGGAGAAAACUACUUGCUCGAGUAUGUUCUGGGGACGACGAAGCUGCAGCAGAGAGCAUCAGUGCAACGCCGAAAUCAACGCUUGAGAAAUGCCAGUCGCUGGAAGGUUAAACUCCGGUCUUCCUCGAAGACGACGACGAAGAAUUCCGACUGUCUCUUUUCUAGGUUUGGUUACAUCUUGAGGGAUCCCUUUAGGAAUCUUGAAGGGCUUGUAAGAACAUGCCAAGAACUCUUUUUUUCUUUUUCUUUUUUUGUGUGAUGAAAUAGGCAAGAAUUUGUUGAAUCUCCAUAACGGUUUUGCCUUGUGUUUAUGAUAGAGGCUUAAAUUGAAUGAACUUGUCCUUGUUAAUAUAUAUAACCUUAUAUUAU